UACAAUAUUUAAAAUAUAUACAUUGAUUGUUAAUUAUUAACAAUAUAAAUAUCGUCUAAUUUCUAAGCACGUGCUUGAUCUAAAAUGUAUUUACAUAAUUUUUCUAUUUUUAAUUAAAUGCAUUUAACCUUAUCGUGUGAGAAUCCAGUCAGCAGUUUAAAUCCAUUUCAAAAUUGAAAUGUUUCCCGCCAUCUCGUAAUGGCGGCUGACGAGAAGUAAAAUAGUAAGGUUGAAGAAAGUAGCGUGGGCAGUAGUUAACAAAACCGAUCGGUGUAGUUUUUAAUCGUAAGUGUCGAAUUUUUCGUUAUCUAAUAAUUUUGUCUUCAUAUUCUUCCUUUUCUUCUUUUUUUUAUCCUCCAUAUUAACGAAGUCACAUGAAUUGAGAGGGAGAGAGAAAAAAAUAUAGUUGGAGAUAGACAAAACUUUUUUCGUCAUAGUUACCUGUUUACCUUUUUCUCCCACAAGACGAAAGAACGAAGAAUAGUAAAAGAUAAAAGAAAGAAGAAGAAGAAAAAGAAGGAUGACGAGAAGAAGGGAAGGCGUCGACUUUGCGUCGUAAAUAAAGAAGGUGCGCGGUAAAGCAACAUACACAAAGAGAGAGAGAGAGAGAGAGAGAGAGAGAGAAAGAGAUAGAAAGUAUGCGUGAGUGAGAGAGUAAGAAAGAAGAAACACGCGCGUGUGCAAGAAGGAAAGUCGACGAGGUUGUCGCUAGUGUGCAAGAGGGUGAUUGGUCAGUGAUCGGCUAUUAUGGCCGGCGAUUGGCGCGUGCGGACAUAGCGCAAAGUAGGAGCGCGUAAGAAUAAGUAAGUAAGGUCGAGGCGAGUGUGCGCGGCAGUCACUCGCGGACUAGAAGAGUGUAAAGAGCGAGGAGAGGAGAAGAGAAGAGACGUUCGUUCGUUCGCUCGCUCGCUCGCUCCUAAGUUCGUUCGUUUGUUCACAUUUUUUCGUUGCUUGAUCUCUGAUCGGUGCCGCGUUGCCUUGUAAGGCGGAGAGUUGGUGUGGUACGCGCGUGGACAUAAAAUAGUGUGUGUAUAUGUGUAAAUCGUGUGCGUGUGUAAGAAGUGUAAAGUCGCGUCCAAACGCUUACCGGAUGUUCUAAAGACGACAACAACGACGACAACGACGAAGACGAAGAAAACGAAGACGACUACGUUGAAAAGAGAAAGGAAGAAGACGGAGACGAAGAAGACAACGGUGACUAUUUUGCGAGGAUACGAAAGCACGAGGACGAUAAAAAGGAAAAGGAAGAAAAGAAUACGGAGGACGAUUGCUGCCGCCGUCGCCGAGGAGGGCGCGCACGGUUUUAUCCUCUCGUGGCGCAGCAUUAGUGCUCCGAUAGUAAUAGUGUAGUACUAAUAAUACUAGUAGUAGUAGUAGUAGUCAAAAUAAUAAUAACAAUAGUGAUAGAGGUAGUGGGAGGAUAUAAAAACAGGAAAAUAAAAUAAAAGUGCAUAGUGUGUUGAAGAAGUGGCAUGCAUGUUGCCUCCUAGACUGCUGCUUUGAAGGUUUGAGAGAAACACAACUACGCUGCUUAUUACAGGGAAGAAGACGGUGUGUGUUAAGUGACGGAGGUGCAAGAAAGAAAGAAAGAAAGAAAGAAAGAAAGAUAGAUAGAUUUACUCGUUUGAAAAAUUAAUAGAAGUAGCAGAUAAUAAUACGAAAAACAGAUACGAGGAAACGAGUAAAAAUUGUCAAACGUUAGUACGCAGAGGAGACAAAGGCCACGGUAGCGGCGGUGGCGGCAACAGCAUCGACGACGACGACGACGACGACGACGACGACGGUGAUAGGAUUGUGGUGGUGGUAGCGGCGGCGGCAGCAGCAUAACCUCCAAGUACCGACGAACCUGAGCUUCGUGUCGCGCGCGCGUCACGAAAAUAUUCCCCCCUCUCCUCUUGAUCCUCCUUCUUCUCCUUCCCCUUCCUCCUUCUUUCCGUUCGUUGCGUUUUUCGACGACGGCGAGUAACGUUGUUCGUCCGUAAGGUAAUACCGUGAAUAAUAACGUUUACAUCUCUCAAAGGUAUACGAAGUAUAUAUAUAUAUACAUAUAUAUAUAUAUAAAUAUAUACACAUAUAAACAUAUAUAAAAAGAAAACAAAUAAUAACUUUUUGCCUAUAUUGUAUCCCGAACACUUUUGGGCUUCCAUAACGGCAAACGCGUGCGAGUGAGAAAGAGUUCAAGAAAACACGUGUUCCGAACGCAGCUCGUUUUUAUUCUUCGAUUGAAAAUUAAAAAGAAUUUGAAGAAUAAGUACUCGCGUGUAUACAAAUCCGCGUCCCGGUUAUAAUAUUAUCAUCAGUGCUUGGCGAAACAGUUAAUGGAUGAAACUGGCAGGAUGUUGCAACACGGAGGAUCGGGUGUUGGUUUGAUGGGAGCUAACCAAGCUCAAGGGGCCCAAAAUACCACAGGCUACGGCACCAUGGGACCCGUCGAUGGAUCCGCCGCUCAGGGUCCCGACCAAGCCGUCGAGGCUAGAAAACAGGAUAUCGGCGAGAUCUUACAACAGAUCAUGAACAUCACCGACCAAAGUCUCGACGAGGCUCAAGCAAGGAAACACACACUUAAUUGCCACAGAAUGAAACCUGCCCUGUUCUCGGUACUCUGCGAGAUCAAAGAAAAAACAGUACUAUCGUUGAGAAAUACGCAAGAAGAGGAACCACCAGAUCCACAAUUAAUGAGGCUGGAUAAUAUGUUGAUUGCCGAGGGUGUGGCAGGACCAGAAAAAGGGGGUGGUGCGGGGGCUGCUGCAUCGGCAUCGGCAGCUGCUGCUGCUGGACCACCUGGACAACCUGAUAACGCGAUCGAACAUUCGGAUUACCGAGCGAAACUUGCUCAGAUCAGGCAAAUCUAUCAUCAGGAACUUGAGAAAUACGAACAGGCAUGCAACGAGUUUACGACUCACGUGAUGAAUUUGUUGAGGGAACAGAGUCGUACCAGGCCAAUAACGCCAAAGGAAAUUGAAAGAAUGGUUCAGAUUAUUCACAAGAAAUUUUCAAGUAUUCAAAUGCAAUUGAAACAAUCUACUUGCGAAGCAGUUAUGAUUUUAAGGAGUCGUUUCCUCGAUGCAAGGCGUAAGAGACGGAACUUUAGUAAACAGGCUUCUGAAAUCUUAAACGAGUAUUUCUAUUCGCACCUGAGUAAUCCAUAUCCGAGCGAGGAGGCCAAAGAGGAACUCGCACGGAAAUGUGGAAUCACCGUGAGUCAGGUUUCCAAUUGGUUCGGCAACAAGAGGAUACGCUACAAGAAAAACAUAGGUAAAGCGCAGGAGGAGGCGAACUUGUACGCAGCCAAAAAGGCAGCUGCAGCUUUUGCAGGAGCGUCGCCGUACAGUAUGGGUGGUGCCAGCCAGGGUACACCAACGCCAAUGAUGUCACCUGCACCACCUGGUGGACCUCAGGAUAUGGCGGGAUACGGUAUGGGAAUAAAUGGAAGUGAUUAUGGCUCGCAACCUUACAAUGACGGUUCCAUGGGUUACGACCCUAUGCACCAG
Polistes dominula (European paper wasp) is the source of this 3491-nucleotide messenger RNA. RefSeq names its product PBX homeobox extradenticle (gene exd). The record is from RefSeq and is a predicted model, not a curated record. Gene Ontology annotation, molecular function: DNA binding; DNA-binding transcription factor activity, RNA polymerase II-specific. NCBI's taxonomy places the organism in Eukaryota, Metazoa, Arthropoda, Insecta, Hymenoptera, Vespidae. Gene Ontology annotation, biological process: regulation of DNA-templated transcription. Gene Ontology annotation, cellular component: nucleus.